Molecule: messenger RNA, 1134 nt
Organism: Ixodes scapularis (black-legged tick)
Lineage: Eukaryota; Metazoa; Arthropoda; Arachnida; Ixodida; Ixodidae
Product: phospholipase A2 inhibitor-like
Exons: 3
Coding region: 1-1134 (377 amino acids)
Molecular function (GO): protein binding
Source: RefSeq, a predicted model, not a curated record
AUGCGUGGGACCGUCAUCAACAAGCUGAAUGGUUCGAAGAAAUUCUUCAGUCUGCUUUUUCUUCUCUUGUGUUCAACGCUACAACGAGCGCUUGGCGAUGACUCAGACUUAGUCCCUGAACUCUGCGAUCUCAGGGACCAGCCGAUGUAUUGCAAGUGCGAGAAUAAACACAUCGGCAAGGACGACGUCGAAAUCACCUGCUUUGUUGUGAGAAAUCUCACAGAAGAUCACGUUGUCUUUAAAGCCUUCCAGAAUCAGCCAUCGAUCGUUUCGAUUGCCUUCAGCACGUUCCGUAGUGACUACCAUCUCCACUUUGUUCCGAGAGAAGCACUGCGUUCCGCGGCGCCUGCCCUGGAGAGCCUCAAGUUCACUCAAGCCAACCUUGGCUCGCUUAAGACUCACUCCUUCUACAACCUGCCUAAACUAAAGACGCUAUCUCUCGACUCAAACGACAUUACCGACUUAGAAAAGGAGUCCAUUGCCGACUUGCCUCACCUCACAAAACUGGAGAUGGGCGACAACAAGCUCGUCAAGCUCCCUGCUCACGCCCUCUCGCGUCUGUCGGCACUGACGCACCUGUUCCUAGAGCGGAACCAGAUAAAGAGCAUCGAAGACACGGCCUUCGCUGACUUGGGUGCGCUAAAAGAACUGGACCUGAGCGACAACAUGAUCGUACAUCUGACUGAGGGCACAUUCAAGGGCCUCGACCAUCUGGAACGGCUGGACAUGUUCCGGAACAAGCUGCAGAGGUUGGACGCCCGGGUCUUCAGCGGGACGCCGGCGCUCGUGGAACUGGACCUCAAAUACAACAAGGUUUCGGAGGUGGACCCGCUGGCCUUCGAGGGAUUGCCGCGCCUCAAGAAGUUCUACUUCUCUCACAACCGGCUGCGGAUCUUACCGGCGAACAUGUUCUUAGGGGCGCCGAACCUGCUUACCGUGGACCUGUCGCAGAACCAGCUGCUCACGCUUACCUGGAGGACUGUCCAGGACUUGAGGAAGAUUGACGCCGAGUCCUUCGACAUGAGCCUCACCGGUCAGUGCUUUUUGAAUGGUCUUUUGCGAGAACGGCGGUUCGGGCUUUGGUUCAGAAGCAUGUUGCAACUAGGAGUGAAAUACCGUUUUGAAAACAACUAA